Molecule: messenger RNA, 681 nt
Organism: Rotaria sp. Silwood2
Lineage: Eukaryota; Metazoa; Rotifera; Eurotatoria; Philodinida; Philodinidae
Source: the annotation of a GenBank genome assembly
AUGAAUCAUACAAACCUAUUCAGUAAAAUGCUUUUGUUAAAUAAACCAUUAUCGCUUCGUUGUGUCACUCUUCGAUUUGAUUAUGAUUGUUCUCAACUAAUAACAACUACAGUUAUAACUACAAAUCUUACAUAUCUAAAUUUAUUGUUCUACACCAAAACUUUUGAUGAGAUAUUGUUUUAUGUUCUAAUUCCCAUUCUUCGUAUACAAAAAUCAUUGCGACAAAUGAAUGCUAUAAUUAAACAUCCAAUUAUAUUAGAAUACGAUACUACUUUCAAUAUUCCAAAUCCAUUAUCUAUGAACAAAAACGAUUUACCUAGAGUAGUCUCAUUAAAAAAAUUCUUUUUAGAAAUCCUAACACAGUUUGAUAUAAAUUCACUUGGUAUCAUUCUCUAUUGUAUGCCUAAUCUUCAACAAAUUAGUUUUACAUUUAUUGCUGAAUAUCUUGAUACAUCAUUUAUCAAUAUUUUAUUCAAUGGAAAUAUUUGGCAACAAAUAUUGAUAAAUUAUGUUCCAUAUUUAAAGAAGUUCGAUAUUUAUAUAUCUGUUCUUACAGAUAAAGGACUAUUCGAUUUAAAGUCAAUUCUUGAUUCAUUUCGAUGUUUUGUCACACAAUAUAAUGGUUGGAAUAUGUCUGUUACUCGAUUGAGAGCCUUUGAAAAGCCCAAAAAAUGUAAGUAG